AUGGCGGGUCUUGCCACCUUCACUCUCACACCCACCAUUUCCUCUAAACCAAAUACUAAACCCCUUUUCCUCCCUUCCCUUAAUUCUUCUCUUUUUGGCCUCCGUUUUCACCUUCCUCAGUUCCGUUCUUGCUCCUCUNCCACCUUCACUCUCACACCCACCAUUUCCUCUAAACCAAAUACUAAACCCCUUUUUCUUCCUUCCCUUAAUUCUUCUCUUUUUGGCCUCCGUUUUCACCUUCCUCAGCUCCGUUCUUGCUCCUCCCUUAUCUAUUAUGCUGCCACUGUCUCCGCCCGCUACGGCGGUGGAGGCGGCCGUGGUAACUUCCGGCCGCCCCCACGUUCUGAUGAUGAUGAAGCCCUUGAUAUUUCCUCUAUCAGGUCAGACAAGGUUAGGCUCAUUGAUGAAAAGCAGAACAUGUUGGGGAUAGUGUCAAAAAUGGAAGCUCUUCAGAAAGCUGAGGAUGCAAGCCUUGACUUGGUGAUUCUAUCUCCAGAAGCAGAUCCGCCGGUUGUCAAAAUGAUGGAUUACAAUAAGUAUAAGUAUGAACUGCAAAAGAAGAAAAAGGAGCAGCAAAAGAAAAAUGCUGCCAGCCGCAUGGAUUUGAAGGAGCUCAAAAUGGGUUACAAUAUUGAUUCUCAUGAUUAUUCAGUGCGUUUGAGAGCUGCCCAGAAGUUUUUGAAAGAUGGCGACAAGGUAAAAAUCAUAGUAAACUUAAAAGGUCGUGAAAAUGAGUUCAGAAAUAAUGCUAUUGAGCUAAUAAAGCGUUUCCAGAAUGACAUUGGCGAGCUUGCAACCGAGGAGAACAAAAGUUUCAGGGAUAGGAACAUGUUCAUAGUUUUGGUACCGAAUAAGGCUAUUGUACAGAAAGGUCAAGAGCAACCGAAGAAAAAGGAAAAAUCAGCAACUGAAGUCUCAGCCAGUGUUUGAGCAUCAGAUGAAUUUAUUAGCAGAUAAUCAUAUGCAUAUGUUUCUAAAGUGAAAUGUGAGAUGCCACCCUGAUAUAUGUCUUGUAUAGAAUUAGUCAAAUACAAGCCUGUAAUAGGAUAUACACUUGUGUAGUCUCUGUAACAGUAGCAAGAAACAUUCAAGUUUUUGUAGUAACAUCUAAUAGGUAAAGUUGAAGUAAGUUGAGCUUUACUUCACUUGUUAUAUUU
Molecule: messenger RNA, 1157 nt
Organism: Nicotiana tabacum (common tobacco)
Lineage: Eukaryota; Viridiplantae; Streptophyta; Magnoliopsida; Solanales; Solanaceae
Product: translation initiation factor IF3-4, chloroplastic-like
Biological process (GO): ribosome disassembly; translational initiation
Molecular function (GO): translation initiation factor activity; ribosome binding
Source: RefSeq, a predicted model, not a curated record